AAGUCUUUGUUGAAGGAUUUGAGCAUUAGCAGAAGCAAUUGCCCAACUGGUGCUCGGAUAUCAGUGCUUUCAUACAAUACCAAUAUAAAGUACCUUAUCCGGUUCUCCGACUUUCAGAGAAAAGAUCUCCUUAUGGAGGCAGUACAGGGAAUUCCUUUGGAGAGAUCUUCAGGCCAGCGGAAUAUUGGAAGGGCCAUGCGCUUUGUUGCCAGGAAUGCUUUUAAACAUCAUCGCCAAGGGGCUCUUAUCAGAAAAGUUGCUGUUUUCCUUACUGCUGGCCUAUCACAAGAUGCUGCUUCUAUCAAUACAGCUGUGCUAGAAUUCAGUGCUUUAGAUAUCAUCCCAACAGUCAUUGCUUUGAGAGAAGCAUCAAAUGUCAGAGAAGCAUUUUUGACAGAUGAUACUGGUCGAUUUAAGUUGUUUGUUUGGGAAUCCAAGGAGGAAGAGAGAUUGAAUGAUGUUUCACUUUGUUCUCUCUGCUAUGAUAUAUGUAAUCCUGUUUCACAAUGUGAAAUAGUGGAUCCCCCUCCAAUUAAUAUAAAUAUGGAUAUAGCUUACAUCAUGGAUGGAUCUCGGGAUGUCAGCAGUGAGGAGUUUGAAACAAUGAAGGAGUUUGUGAGCAAAAUGUUGGAUUAUUUUGCUAUUGCUUCCCUGCCUGUUGAGUCAGAUAAAGGAGCAAGAGUGGCUCUGGUACAACACACUUCACCAAAUUUCUCAGGGACUAAAUUAUCAAGCUCAGUAUCUUUGGAGUUUGACUUGACUACAUACAGCACUAAGGAUCUGAUGAAAAUACAUAUUCAGGAAUCACUUCACCAGCUGAAAGGUUCAUCAGCUGUGGGUCAUGCUCUAGAAUGGACCAUUAAUAAUCUGUUUUUGGAAGCUGAUAGGCCAAGAAAGCACAAGAUCAUUUUUACAAUACUGGGAAGUAAGACAAGCACCUGGGAUACAGAAAAACUUCUAAAAAUGUCAUUGGAAGCCAAAUGCCAAGGAUUCACCAUGUUCACCUUGGCCCUUGGCAGUGAAACUGAUGAUUCAGAAAUGACAGAACUCUCCAGUGUUCCAGUGGAGCAGCAUCUAUUACACAUGGGCAAAGUUCAUAAACUUGAAUUGCCAUAUGCUCUGAGAUUUAGCCGGGCCUUCUUAAACCUUUUGAAAAGGGAAUUGAAUCUUUAUCCUCCUAAAAACCUGCAAGAAAAAUGUGCAAGAAAAAUCCUGGAUCGAGGAGACACCUAUCAACAAGCUGUAGGGAUAACUGACAGGAUUCUGUUUCCUGGAUUGAAACAUAAUGAUUUAUUGCAAUCUUCAGAAUUAUCCAGGAAAAAUGUGCAAAACAAAAUUUUAAAAACCACCCAAGGACCAAAAGAAGAACAGUAUGGUCAAAUAGAAAAUAAAUACUUCACCACCAUCAGUAUUCAAAAUGGGAAUGGGACAGAGACUGAAGAACAUUUUAAGAAAGCACAAAGAGCGAAGGAUGCUUGUUCAAAAGACAUGGACAGUGGCGAGUGUGAAAAUUAUACUCUGAAAUGGUACUUCCAUAAACAGCAAAACAUGUGCUUCCAGUUCUGGUAUGGUGGCUGUGGUGGAAAUAAAAAUAGAUUUGAAACUCAAGAAGAAUGUGACGCUUUAUGUGUGAUAUCCUUGUAGUAUUAAAAUGUAUAAACUGUAUGCCUAGCUACAUGCUAAAUAAGAAAGAAAUAGAAUGAACUAAAUUCCCAGUUUCAGUUAAAACAGGUUUUUAAAUUCUUUGUUGCAGAGAUGAAAUCUGCACAACUCAUAUUUGCUCGAAUGCAAAUUUUAAACAACAAGUACUCUUGUGGCAUUUUAAAGCUCAAUAUAUUUGGCAUUUUGAAGAUCAACCUGUGUAUUGUCAACUUCUUAGUCCAUAAGAAUUUGUUUUCUGAUGACUUUUGUUUUUUGCUAGACUAAAGUUACAAGCCUGUUCACAAUUACCUUAAUAAUUCCUGUUGUGCUUAAUGUAUUAAUGCAUUAAUGUGAAUAUAGUGAUGUACUCAGAAUUGUACUGUAAUACAAUAAGAUUUUUGUUUUAUAUUUAAUGCCAUUGUAUUUCUAUGCUU
Ahaetulla prasina is the source of this 2075-nucleotide messenger RNA. Its product is annotated as collagen alpha-6(VI) chain-like. The record is from RefSeq and is a predicted model, not a curated record. Lineage: Eukaryota; Metazoa; Chordata; Lepidosauria; Squamata; Colubridae. The coding region runs from base 133 to 1644 and encodes 503 amino acids. Gene Ontology annotation, molecular function: serine-type endopeptidase inhibitor activity. The transcript has 6 exons.